This is a messenger RNA of Odocoileus virginianus texanus, 2520 nucleotides long. It is a transcript of the gene HES4, whose product is annotated as hes family bHLH transcription factor 4. Gene Ontology annotation, cellular component: nucleus. NCBI's taxonomy places the organism in Eukaryota, Metazoa, Chordata, Mammalia, Artiodactyla, Cervidae. The record is from RefSeq and is a predicted model, not a curated record. Gene Ontology annotation, biological process: anterior/posterior pattern specification; regulation of transcription by RNA polymerase II. Gene Ontology annotation, molecular function: protein dimerization activity; DNA-binding transcription factor activity, RNA polymerase II-specific; RNA polymerase II cis-regulatory region sequence-specific DNA binding.
AUGCCUGCGGACACCCCGGGGAAGCCGAGGGCCUCGCCGCGGGCGGGAGCGUCGGCUGGCGCCAGCCGGACCCCAAACCAACCCCGGAGCGUGGCCGAGCACCGGAAGUCCUCCAAGCCCGUCAUGGAGAAGCGGCGCCGAGCGCGCAUCAACGAGAGUCUGGCUCAGCUGCAGAGCCUCCUCCUGGACGCCCUCAGGAAAGAGAGCUCCCGCCGCUCGAAGCUGGAGAAGGCGGACAUCCUGGAGCUGACCGUGAGGCACCUGCAGAGCCUGCGGCGCGUGCAGGUGACAGCCGCCCUCCGCUCGGACCCCGCCAUCCUGGGCAAGUAUCGCGCCGGCUUCCAUGAGUGUCUGGCCGAAGUGAAUCGCUUCCUGGCUGGCUGCGAGGGCGUCCCUGCGGACGUGCGGUCUCGUCUGCUCGGCCAUCUGGCGGCCUGCCUGGCCCGGCUGGGGCCUGCGCGCCGCCCGCUUCCACUGGCUCCAGCCACCGAAGCCCUGGAGCCGGAGAUCUACGCGGGCCGCCCGCCGCCGCCAGCCUUUGACGGCCUUUGCCCCUUGCCGCGCCCCGGGGCGGCCUUGGCACCCAUCUUCCUGCCGGGGUUGGCCCUCGCCGCCCCCGGGGCCGGGGCUCAGGGCCAGGGCGCGCCCUGGAGGCCGUGGCUGCGGUGAGGCCGCGGCCCUAGAAUCGACUGAGACUGUGCCAGAAAAUGGUUAUUUCCAGAGACCGGGUAGGGAGUUUUGUUUUGUCGUCUUGGUGAAGGGUCCAGUUCGUCCGAGGCCCAGCGGCUGAUGUCUUCUCAUGAACCGGCGGGGUGGGCAGGGCCGGGCCGUGUGGGUAGAUUCAGCUCCCACCUGGGCCAGGGUUGCACUGCGCGGGGGUUCGUCCGCCCUUGAUUUUGGCUGUGUCCCUAUGUGCUGAAGCCGCUACCUGCCUCGAGCGGGGAGGGUGUGUGUGAGAUGGCCCUGGGGGGCUCAGGCAGGACUGAACAGUCACCACUUUCCUAGAGCGUCUCCCAGUGCUGAGAAGAGGUCGUGCAUCAUCCUGGGGCCCAGUUCUCUCUCCACAACCCCUCCUGAGGCCCCUGGAAGGCGGAGAUGUGUGCACACUGUUGUCUCUGGGGCUGAGCUGGGCUGAAGCUUGGGUUCUGGACUGGUGCACUGCCUCCCUUCUCCUGGGGGAGCACAAAACUAUUCUUGCACACCUGUGGGUCAAGCCUGCCCCAGCCAGUGUCUGCCUAGCAGAUGGGGGCCAGCAGGAGAGGGCGUCUGAGUCCUAGAGGCAGGGCCCCCGACCGGCCUGACAAAGGGCAGUUUGUAUUGGGGCUCAUCUCCCACCAGAGUCCAGUCCUGCCCUGAGAGGGGAGUCCCCUGACAGUAGGAAGGAAUUGGGGGUUCAUUGGCAGGCCUAUGCACCUGUCUUGAGCACUGGCUGUAUGCUGACCCUAUAAUACAGUGAUCCUAGCCAGCGAGGGGCAUUGGCCGGGGAGCCACUGUCUUGUGGUCCCAGGUCUCCUCAGGCUGCUGCUGGGGGCUGUGCUCCGGGGGCAGUGAGGAGGUGGUUGAGUCAUGUGGCUGAUACUGCAGUGUCUCAUCCUGAGCCCUCUGAGGUCAAGGCAAGAUGGAUUUCCCAUCCACAGGCAAUUUCAUCAGAUGGUUGCCAGCCACCUGCCUGACCAGGGAGCAUCAGGGAGGAGGAGGGAGAGUCACUGCUAGAGGCUUAUCUCCUCUUCCAGUGGCUCCAACAGUUCCUGUUCCAUGUCAUGGUCGCGAGCAAGGUUCAUCUACCCUCCGGGACUCAGCCGUGCACACCAAGCAGGGCCCUCCAAGUCCCACCAAGCCAGUCCCCUCCUGCCCUCUGGCUGCCUGGCCCAUCUCCCUGGGUGUCCAGGGUCUGGGCCGGGCCAGUGAUUUGGGUCAGUGGCAGCCAUGUGGGCCAGGAGCCGCACCCUGGGACUGGCACACACACACUGGUCCAGGCUCUGGGGAGGCUCAGAGAGCUGGGUCACCAGCAGGACUAUGGGGGAGUUACUGCUGACCUGGGAGGCCUUCCCAGCAGAAGAGUUGCAAGAGGGUCCAUUUCAGGAGCCAGAAGUUCAGCUUGUUUGGGGAAGGGGAGCUGUUUGGGGUGGAGGCUCAGUGCAGGAGGGGAAGGCAAGGGACGUUGGGAUGUGAAGCCAGGUGGUUGGGUGGGUAGAGGGGUGGACAGGCAGGGCCUCCUCAGAGUUGGUUCCACAUGGCCUGAAGGAAUAAAAGGGAGCUCCCCACCUGGUUGCCACAGGGAGGAGGGCUGCCCAGGAAGGUAACCUGGAGCUCGGGUCAUCACUCCUCAGGGAGGGGGCAAUCACAGUGUCAAAUCAGAUCCCCCUGUUCCUGAGCUGUGCUCCCCUUUACUUGUUUAUUUCCUAUUUCUGGUCAUCUGUCCUCAAGACGCUGUCGCCAAAGAGAUGUUUGUGCUGAGGCCCCUGUCAGCCCUCCAGGGACCUCUCCGGCUCUGAGGGAACCACACUGUUUCUCAGACAG